This is a messenger RNA of Oryctolagus cuniculus (rabbit), 1395 nucleotides long. It is a transcript of the gene LTC4S, whose product is annotated as leukotriene C4 synthase. Lineage: Eukaryota; Metazoa; Chordata; Mammalia; Lagomorpha; Leporidae. Gene Ontology annotation, biological process: leukotriene biosynthetic process. Gene Ontology annotation, cellular component: endoplasmic reticulum; membrane; nuclear envelope. Gene Ontology annotation, molecular function: enzyme activator activity; glutathione transferase activity; leukotriene-C4 synthase activity. The record is from RefSeq and is a predicted model, not a curated record.
UCUGGACACCGGUGGCCACCCUGCCCCUCCCCGGCAAGGCGGGGCCGCCCCGGCACUGACCGCUCAAGGCGCAGUGGCUGGAAGAAGCGGAAGCGGAUGAAGUCCCCGGCGGCAGGCGUGAAGGCCCAGAAGAAGUCCUCACGCAGCAGACGGGCUGAUAGGAGCUCUCCGGCACCAUGAAAGACGAGAUAGCUCUCCUGGCCACUGUCACCCUCCUCGGAGUCCUGCUGCAAGCCUACUUCUCCCUGCAGGUGAUCUACGCCAGAAGAGCCUUCCGCGUGUCGCCGCCGCUCACCACUGGUCCGCCGGGAUUCGAGCGCGUCUACCGAGCCCAGGUGAACUGCAGCGAGUACUUCCCGCUGUUCCUCGCAGCGCUCUGGGUCGCCGGCAUCUACUUUCACGAAGGUCUGCGCGCAGGGCAGGGGCACAGGGCAGGGCGGCCCGGCCACGCCCCCGCACUCACCGCGUGCCCUCUGGCAGGCGCCGCGGCCCUCUGCGGCCUGGUCUACCUGUUCGCGCGCUUCCGCUACUUCCACAGCUACGAGCGCUCGGCGGAGCUCAGGCUGGCCCCGAUGUACCAGAGCGCGGGUGCGCUCUGGCUGUUGAUCGCGCUGGGGGCGCUCGGCCUGCUCUCGCACUUCCUCCCGGCCCCGCUGCGCGCCGCGCUGCUUGGCUGGCUCCGGACGCUGCUGCCCUGGGCCUGAGACCCGGUCUGCCAGACUGAGGAACACCAGCGCCUCCUGGAGAGGGGAGGGCAGUCCUCCUCUGCCGCCAGGAGUCUUAUUAAAGUUCCCCUAACUGGACUUCUGCACUCCGGCUGCUUUCUCUGGGGCACAGACGACUGCGCACAGCCUGCUGCAGAGCCUAGAAGGGCUGCAGCAGUCUGGCAGGCUUCAUGGAGGCGGCGUCAAGAAGAAAAGAAGUCUCCUGGGGGUGCUUCUGCCUUGCUCUCAGUGCCUGCUCCUUCUCAGGCGCUCUCCUCACCUGGCCCCUUCCUCUCGCCUUGCCUGCCAACCUUCAGCCACCCUAGUCCCUGCCCUCAUGAGUGACACCAGCCUGUCACUCUAAGUGACAGGGCCUCUCAAAGGACAGGCCCCUGCAGGACGGGGAACAGCUGGGGCUUGGGCUGUUAGGGUGAUGACAUCAGGUGCUCAGGGGGCAGGGAGGCCUCGGGAACCUGGCCCUGGAGGCAGGGCAGCCCAGAGUCUCCAGCCGAACAGAACCGGGACAGUGGCACAGAGCGCAGGGAGGGGGCUGCCGCCGGGAGCACUCCUAUUAGAGGCACAGGCUUCAUUAACCCUUUAUUACAAGUCACGCUCUUAUAGAAGUAUAUGUGGACUUACGUGAAAAAAUCAAAUGUAUCCAAGAAUAAAAAACACAGCACAUAAAGUAGUA